UCUUCAAUGGCGGACCUCCCGUGAUUCCUCGAUCGCUUGCCCUAAUGGUUUUAGAGAUAAAUCCCUAGCUUCUCUUCUCCUCUUCGUGAAUUCAUUGCCUUCGUUUACGUCCCCACGAGCUCAGUGAUGGAGUUUUUGUUAGGGCUUGUGCUUGGUCUCGCCGCUGGCGUCGCCCUCAUUAUCGCUUUCGUCCAAUUGGAGAACUUCCGAUCCAAGAAGCGCGCCGAGUUGGCUACUACUAUAGCAGCUUUCUCAAGAAUGACCGUUGAAGAUUCAAGAAAGAUUCUUCCAGCUAAACAUUACCCUUCAUGGGUUGUUUUUGCACAGAGGCAAAAGCUAAAUUGGCUUAACGUUCAACUUACAAAAAUUUGGCCUUAUGUAGAUCAGGCAGCAUCUGAGGUAAUAAAAAGUUCUGUUGAGCCAGUUCUUGAACAAUAUAGGCCAGUUGUCUUAUCUUCCCUCAAGUUUUCAAAGUUAACUCUUGGGACUAUUGCACCUCAAUUCACAGGUGUGUCAAUUGUUGAAGCAGAUGAUUCUGGCAUCACAAUGGAAUUGGAGAUGCAAUGGGAUGGAAAUCCCAAUAUUGUGCUAGAUGUUCAAACUUACUUGGGUGUGGCACUACCUAUACAGGUGAAAAACAUUGGGUUUACUGGUGUUUUCCGUUUAAUCUUUAAACCAUUGGUGGACCAGCUUCCAUGCUUUGGAGCUGUCUCUUAUUCUCUCAGAGAAAAGAAAAAGUUGGAUUUCACUUUGAAAGUUGUUGGUGGUGAAAUAUCAUCUAUACCAGGAAUUUCUGAUGCAAUUGAGGAAACUUUACAUGAUGCUAUUGAAGAUUCACUAGUAUGGCCAGUGCGGAAAAUUGUCCCUAUAAUACCUGGUGAUUAUAGUUACCUUGAGCUAAAGCCUGUCGGGACAUUGGAAGUAAAGCUCAUUCAAGCGAAAAAUUUAUCGAAUAAGGAUAUUGUUGGAAAAUCCGAUCCAUAUGCUGUGCUUUAUAUUCGUCCAUUACAUGAUAGAAUGAAGAGAAGCAAAACCAUUAACAAUGAUUUGAAUCCCAUUUGGAAUGAGCAUUUUGAAUUUAUUGUUGAAGAUGCUUCUACUCAACGUUUAAUAGUAAAGAUCUACGAUGAUGAAGGUGUUCAGGCAUCUGAACUAAUUGGAUGCGCUCAAGUUUUGUUGAAGGAUCUUCAACCUGGGAAAGUUAAGGAUGUUUGGCUUAAGCUUGUCAAAGAUUUGGAAAUCCAGAGAGAUAAAAAGGAUCGUGGUCAGGUGCACCUCGAACUUCUGUAUUGCCCUUUCGGAACAGAGAGUGAGUUUACUAAUCCUUUUGCCAACCAAGACUUAUCGAUGACUUCUUUGGAGAAGGCUCUUAAAAGUGAAGCAAGUGAAACCGAUGUUACCGAUAUUGAUAAGAUGUCAAAACAUAGGAAAAAAGAUGCUAUUGUGAGAGGAGUCCUCUCAGUGACAGUUAUAUCAGCUCAAGACUUGCCUUCAAUGGAUGUUCUAGGGAAAGCCGACCCUUAUGUUGUCCUAAGUAUGAAGAAAACCGAAACAAAGAACAAAACAAGAGUUGUGAAUGAUAACUUGAAUCCUACAUGGAAUCAGACAUUUGAUUUUGUUGUUGAAGAUGGACUACAUGACAUGCUCAUCCUGGAAGUUUGGGAUCAUGAUACAUUUGGGAAGAAUUUCAUCGGCAAAUGCAUAAUGACUCUCACAAGAGUCAUUCUGGAAGGGGAAUUCACAGACAGUUUUAUCCUGGAUGGAGCGAAAUCCGGGAAAUUGAAUCUGCAUCUCAAGUGGUUACCCCAACUAAUAUACCGAAAUCCUUAAAUAUUUCAAAUGGAUUACUUCCAAAAGAAUCGAAGAAAUUUCAUCUCGAAAUUGAUUCAAUUCUUGGAUGAACAGCCUCAAUCACACUGCCACAUUUCCGAUCUUAGUUAUUGUAUAAUGUGUAUCCUUCUUUUUCUUUC
This is a messenger RNA of Dioscorea cayenensis subsp. rotundata (Guinea yam), 1970 nucleotides long. Its product is annotated as synaptotagmin-5-like. Gene Ontology annotation, cellular component: endoplasmic reticulum. Gene Ontology annotation, molecular function: lipid binding. The record is from RefSeq and is a predicted model, not a curated record. The coding region runs from base 127 to 1830 and encodes 567 amino acids. The transcript is spliced from 13 exons. Lineage: Eukaryota; Viridiplantae; Streptophyta; Magnoliopsida; Dioscoreales; Dioscoreaceae.